Mytilinidion resinicola is the source of this 1856-nucleotide messenger RNA. Its product is annotated as subtilisin-like protein. The record is from RefSeq and is a predicted model, not a curated record. Bases 113 to 1798 code for a protein of 561 amino acids. Lineage: Eukaryota; Fungi; Ascomycota; Dothideomycetes; Mytilinidiales; Mytilinidiaceae. Gene Ontology annotation, molecular function: serine-type endopeptidase activity. The transcript has 3 exons. Gene Ontology annotation, biological process: proteolysis.
AUAGGAACCGUGUUCUAUAUCAAGGUAGCCGAGCUAACCGUACCAUACUCCGUAGGCUAGCUGGCUAAGAAUACGUACUCCGUCAAAUCCUGUAUUCAUAGAUGACUCUCCCAUGGACUACGCGCCGAUUCCGCUGUCGACCGCACUCAAAAACAAUCUUCUCUCAUCAACAAGCAAGAUACAGCUAGCCUUUACGUUAUCCAAAGCAUUCUGGCAGUACUAUGAGUCAGACUGGAUGCGAGCAGCUUGGAAUUUUCAAACAGUACAGCUCCUUCCCCAGCGCGAUGAGGAUGAACGCUGUGGAAUCGCGACACUGGAUUGUGAGGCGGAAGUACCAUUCUUGAAAAUUGAUACAAUCUCCCCGGACGGGCCUUUCUUCUCCGAGUACGAGCCGCAAAACCAGCGCAUGCACCGUUACCCGUAUAUCCUCAAUUUGUGCCUGCUUUUAGUUCUACUAUGCACAGAACAAGGUUCGCCACACGAAUCUUCUCCUACGCAGAAUCGAAUUUAUUCUUUUUGUGCCAUGAAGAUCAAGCACAAGCAGAGCGUAUGGCCCGUUAUCGAGCUUUCCGACGAACGCAAGAGGAAGUAUAAGGAAAUCGUCCGCAAGUGUCUGCCUAAUCCGCGCGAAGAUAUCUGCCUCAGUCUUGCGGAGAGACGCGCGUGGUUGAGAGACAAUGUUGUCCGCCCUCUGUAUGAACUUCUCCAAGACAUGCAGUGCUCGGACACGGAUGAUGCCCCAGAGACAGAAGAAGCGGGCCUCCAAACCAACCCACAAAUAGACAUGGACGAGAUUGCCAAAACCCCAAGCAACGAAUCAAGAAGAUGGAUCAAUAACAUCAAAUUUUCGCCCAUGCAGAGAUAUAUCUGUCAGGAACUGAAAAACGACAAAAAAGGAAGACGGCCAAAAAUUGCAAUCAUUGAUACGGGGUAUGAUGGCGAAGCACGUUGGCUCGAUAAUCCAUUCAAAAAUCGACUAAGCCAAAAGGACGAGGCCGGGACAAUUUCUCAAAAUUGGAAGGACUUUUGGGAGAAUAACGAUCAGCCCCAAGAUGAUUCCGGCCACGGAACUUCUAUGCUGUAUACAGUCAUGAAUAUCGCACCUUUUGCCGAUGUCUGCGUUGCGCGUAUAGCGGGAAAUAGCGAAGAUUUGCGUCAGGAGGAUUCAAGGACGACUAAAAAUCUUGCAGAUGCAAUUCGUUGGGCUGCGGAAGUCCAGGAAGCGGACAUUAUAUCCUUGUCUCUUGGCUGGGAACAAGAGAAAUUGGUUGAGGGACGCUAUGUUAUAAGCAACGUUAUCUUUGAUGCACUUGGGAAACGAAAUCAAAAGGUGUUGCUUUUUGCUGCCGCCUCAAACUAUGGAGGCGGUCGAUACGAGCUGUUUCCAGCAAAGCACCCAAAUGUCUUCUCUAUCCGGGCAACGAAUGCGCUUGGCAAACAUGAAGACUUCAACCCUCCUUUGCCUGACGAUGGCAGCGAAGUAGUUGGAACGCUGGGGGUGGGCGUACCCACGAAGGAAAGGACCCACGAGGAGACUGGCAGGACGGGGACCUCGGUAGCAACAGCUGUUGCCGCUGGGUUCGCGGCCAUUGUCGUUGCUUAUAUCAACAUUCAUGGUGAAGGUCGCUUAUGGGAAGGCCUAAGGACUCACACGGGGUUUACCAGACUACUCCGUGAAGGUAUCUCAACGGAACCCGAAGCAAGGAAACGUUUUGUCACGUUGGAAAAGCUGUAUGGAAAUAAUUGGAAAAGGCACUUUGAGUCUUGUCUAGAUGGAGUUACUUCAAGACCGAAUUAGUCCCUUUACAUUUGUCAUGAAUGCUGCAUCAUUUUACAAAUGUGAUCUAUCUUAUGAG